CUUUCAGGCAUUGUUGCUGGUGAUGAGGGUUUUGGCUUACUGGCUUUGGGUUCUAAAGACGUUGGUUGACAUUUUGACUUGGGUAUGGGAGUUGGUGCUUGUGAUUUUUUCUUAGGGGCGGGCGGGAAGCCGGCAUAAACCUCCUUUCUUGAUUACUGCUUUUUAAUUGCGGGAAGACACGACAUACUGAGCGAGCGAGCGAGACGUUGAAAAACAUUCACCAUCAUGCAUCAUGUACUAUUUUAUGUUUCUUUGUUUGGUCUUUCUGGGGAGGUUGAGGCUUCGGGGGCGCAACAUGAAUGUUUUGGCACUGGGAUGGGGGUUAACAUGCUCAAUCGCUAUGAUGUCAGCUGUAACGAUAAAUGGCAAUUUUACGCAAUACCGUUACUAUUAUGAGGCGCGGUGCUGAAUAGAUAGGAUAAUAUGAAGUUGCUUCU
Molecule: messenger RNA, 437 nt
Organism: Trichoderma virens Gv29-8
Lineage: Eukaryota; Fungi; Ascomycota; Sordariomycetes; Hypocreales; Hypocreaceae
Exons: 1
Coding region: 233-409 (58 amino acids)
Source: RefSeq, a predicted model, not a curated record